This is a messenger RNA of Salvia splendens (bonfire salvia), 4672 nucleotides long. RefSeq lists its product as uncharacterized. The transcript is spliced from 2 exons. The coding region runs from base 202 to 3195 and encodes 997 amino acids. The record is from RefSeq and is a predicted model, not a curated record. NCBI's taxonomy places the organism in Eukaryota, Viridiplantae, Streptophyta, Magnoliopsida, Lamiales, Lamiaceae. Gene Ontology annotation, molecular function: nucleic acid binding. Gene Ontology annotation, biological process: DNA integration.
CGGCAGUGACGAGCUAAGAUAGGAAGACCGCGAAGAAGUCACUGAGUUCGGCAGUGACGAGCUAAGAUAGGAAGACCGCGAAGAAGUCACUGAGUUCGGCAGUGGCGAGCUAAAAUAGGGAAGCUACGAGCUCGGAUCGUAACAAGUGGUAUCCAGAGCAGUCGAUCUCCGGAAACUGGAACGGUGACGCGAGGCGCUGAAAUGGAGAAGAAAAUGGCGGAAUUGAUGGAUCAGAAGUUAAGUGAGCGUGAUCAAGUCAUUCAUGAGCAGGAAAUCCAAAUUUUGGAAUUGAGGCAAGCAAUCGCUACGAUUAAAUUGCAGAAUCAGAAAAACAACGCAGCAAUGGAUAAUGGUGAAGGAAGUAGCGAAGGAAAAUCAGAUUGGGGAAGAUCUACUCGAUAUGAGUUUCCUAAAUUUGAUGGUGAAGGAUUUGAAGGUUGGAUGAUGAGAGCUGAAUAUUUUUUUCAAGUAGCAAGGGUACCAGAGGCGGAGAAAGUAAAGGUAGCAGCAAUUCAUAUGGAAGGAAAAGCUCUCCAAUGGCAUAGAGGAUUUUUGACUCUACAUGGAAAUGAGGCGUAUGUUGAUUGGAGAUAUUACAUCUCGUGCGUAGCAGCUCGCUUUGGAGCUCAUGCUUUUGAGGAUCCGCUUGCAGAUCUGAGGAAUCUCAAACAAAAAGGUACGCUACAAUCAUACAUGGAUACUUUUGAUGAGUUGUAUCCGAGAGCUAGUAUAAGAGAGGAUCAAGCACUUAGUUUUUUCUUAUCUGGACUUAUUGAUGAACUACAAAUGCCAGUGAGAAUGUUUAAACCUAAGAGCUUGGCUGAGGCUUACUCAUUAGCUAAAUUGCAAGAACUAACUGUGAAGGCUUUAGGAAUUAAGCCUAAGGUGAUGCAGAGUAAUGUGUAUUCUAAUAGCAGUUAUUACUCGAGUAGUAAGCCCCUGGCAGUCACCACUAAUAGUAAACCUGUGGUGAAUACUAACAAUUGGAGUGGAGGUAAUAAGGAGCCUAAUCGUUUGGGUGGUGUUAGAGCUAGCACUAAUCUAUCACCCAAAGAAAUGGAUGAAAAAAGAGCUAGGAAGGAGUGUUUCUGGUGCACUGAAAAAUUCACUCCUAAUCAUCAAUGUUCUAAGAGGAAAUUUUAUGUUAUACAACUGAUUGAGCUGGGAGACACAGCAGAAAGUGAGGAACAAGCAGAUUUGGCAGAUGAAACAAGGGCUGGUGAAGAACCGGAUCUCCAGCUGUCUUUACAUGCUGUUUGGGGUAAGAAUGGACCUCAACUGAUGAGGAUUAGGGGAAUCUGUCAGAAAAAGGCUUUAAAGAUCUUAAUUGAUACUGGGAGUACUCAUAACUUCUUGAGUUCCAGAGUAGCUAAAAAGAUUAAGUGUGAACUCACUGCAGUGAGCUCUAAGGCUGUAGAGGUUGCUAAUGGACAACUACUGCAAUGCAAUCAGAAAUGUAGUAGCCUUGAGUGGGAAAUGCAGGGAGCAACAUUUCAAGCUGAGGUCUAUCUUAUUCAUUUAGAAACUUAUGAUUUGAUAUUGGGUGGUGCUUGGUUGUCUACCUUGGGUGAGAUUACAUGGGAUUUCAACAAGCUGACUAUGCAAUUCAAAUUAUCUGGUGCGGUUGUGAAGUUGCAAGGAGAGCUAUGGUCACCAAAAUCUGAUCAAUUACAUUGUUUACAUAUCUGCAACCUGCAAGAAAAAGAUGAAAAUGAAAGAAAGAUCAGCCAGCUGAUGCCUUCAAUAGAAGAGGAAAUUUCCUUCUGUUAUGAGAUCAGUACAGAGGAAAUAUGGCCAGAACUUAAACUGAUAUUGGAUGAGAAUGAAGCCAUAUUUGCAGAGCCAAGUUCAUUACCACCACCGGGGGAGCAAGAUCACAAAAUCAUUUUGAAAGAGGGGUCUAAUGCUGUCAACAUAAGGCCCUAUAAAUAUGCUUCCAAACAGAAAGAUAUCAUUGAAACUAUGAUUGAUGAAAUGCUGAAAUCUGGAGUUAUAAGGCAUAGUGAGAGUUCCUUUGCUAGCCCUAUUGUUUUAGUCAAGAAGAAGGACUCAUCAUGGCGCAUGUGUGUGACUUGCCAAAGAUAUAAACCAAGCACUACUUCCCCGGCUGGAUUACUUCAACCCCUGCCUAUGCCUGCUGCAAUUUUUACUGAUAUCACUAUGGAUUUCAUAGAGGCUUUACCUACUUCGCAUGGAAAAGACACUAUAUUUGUGGUGGUAGAUCGGUUGAGUAAGUAUGCUCAUUUUAUGGCUUUGUCCCAUCCUUUUACAGCCAAGAAAGUAGCAGAAAUAUUCAUGGAUUUUGUUUUCAAAUUACAUGGCAUGCCUGCUAAAAUUGUGAGUGAUCGAGGUGCUGUGUUUGUGGGAGCUUUCUGGAAGGAGUUUAUGACUUUAUUGGGUGUGGAAUUGCUAUAUUCUACAGCCUAUCACCCUGAGACCGAUGGACAAUCUGAGGUUGUUAAUAGAUGUUUACAAUGUUAUUUGAGAUGCUCUAUGGGAGAGAAACCACACUCUUGGGUUCAAUGGCUGGGAUUAGCCGAAUAUUGGUACAACACUACUUAUCACUCGAGUAUUCGGAUGACUCCCUUUGAAGCAUUAUAUGGAUUUCCACCUCCUUUACAUGUCCCAUACCUACCUGGGGAUUCAGAUAUUGAAGCUAUAGACAUUGCUUUGAGAGAUAGAGAGGAGAUGAUUGUCAUAUUAAAGAAAAAUAUUGAGAAAGCUGCAGCAAGAAUGAAGAAACAAGCUGAUCUUCAUCGUUUUGACAGAGAGUUUCAGAUUGGUGAUUGGGUUUGGCUGAAGCUUCAAGACUAUAGGCAGAAAUCUAUUCGGGGCAAACACCACAAGUUCGAAGCUAAGUUUUUUGGACCAUAUCAGAUCGUGGAUAGAAUGGGGAAGGUAGCUUAUAAGCUGAAUUUACCCUCAUCAGCUGCUAUACAUGAUGUCUUUCAUGUUUCAUUACUGAAGCCCGCUGCACCUCCUCUCGGGCCUAUUUCAGAUCUACCAUCUACAUCUCAUAUCAAUGAUGCUAUACCACAAGCGAUUCUGGAUAGAAAAAUGGUGAAGCGACACAAUCAAGCGGCUACAAAAUGGCUGAUCCAUUGGAAAGAUAGAUCCCCUGCCGAUGCUUCUUGGGAAUUCGCGGACGUGAUCACCGAGCGUUUCCCUUGGUUCCUUGAGGACAAGGAACCUUAAGUCGGGGGUAUUGUUGCAUGCAUGAUCAUUCAUGCGUAAAAUGCAUGCAACACAAGAUAGCGAGCUAUAAAGGAAGUCGUUGGAAGUUGGGAGUUAAGUAGGAGUUAGUUGCUGUGUAACUAACUCAAGCCAGCUGGCAAUCAUCACGUGAGAUAUGACGUGUUGCAGCCAAUAAGAGUCGAGCACGUGGAUGUUAGUUAGUUAAGUGAGCUAAGAUGAACAGUAUAAGUAGAGGAGUUGCUUAUUUCUUUCGGUUAUGUCGAGUAUAGUGUUGAAUUGUAAAUCGGAGUUUAGAUCGUGGAUCUAGUUCCUCCUCUUCGUUUGAUUGUUUCUAUCGUGUAAACUUCUUGUUGAUUCAAUAAUACGAUCCUCGAUUGUUCAUUCAAGAGUUGCUUUGCGUAUUAUCGCUGAGUUCGGCAAUGCCGAACUAAGAGAGGGAGACCGAGAAGAAGUCACUGAGUUCGGCAGUGACGAGCUAAGAUAGGAAGACCGCGAAGAAGUCACUGAGUUCGGCAGUGACGAGCUAAGAUAGGAAGACCGCGAAGAAGUCACUGAGUUCGGCAGUGGCGAGCUAAAAUAGGGAAGCUACGAGCUCGGAUCGUAACAGAGUCGGAGCUUGCUGGGGCCGGAGAAGUAUCAGUUGAUGAACUUCUUCAAGCACGUGCAGGGAAUUUUCGCGAACGGGUCCGAGGAAGAUUUGUAGAUUCCAUUUGUGGAGUUCUUAGCCAAAAGGGGUUUGUCGCAAAAACUCAAAUCGUAUACAUCAAUUCCUCAGUCAUAUCUUUAUUUUUCCUCUUUUACUUAUAGUUUCUCUAUUUAUGGUAAAGUUUUUGAAAUUAUAUGUGUGCUUGUUUUCUUAAUGUGCAUGUUUAUUUUGAUUGCUCUGAUUAUAGGCUAAAUUGAACCCUCAAUUAACUGACCAAAUUCGCUUUUGAUAUUCUCACCUCUUUCUAGAUCGGUAUGUUUUACGACAUUGCUUGAUAUAGGUAGCGGAUUGUACUUUCCAGUCUCCAUGUGACAAGAAAGUUCUGCUUUAUUAGUCCAACCAAAUCCAAAACAUUACGUAGUGGUUAAAUUUGAUUGCGAUUGUUUUGCAUAAGAACAGGAUAGGUUUGAUAAGUCUUUAUCAGCCGUUCAGAAUUCCUUCUUAUGGUCACUGAUUUAUUCAUAUGCACAUAUGUUUCUUACCAUUUAACAAUUGCCUUGCUAUGUACUGGUUUGUAGUCUUCUUAACUUGCCAUAACUUUUUCCAGGAUUAUAUUGUUCACUAUAGCCUGGGCUGAUCAUGAUCAGGAAAACUUGGAGUUGUGUAAAGAUGUUAUCAGUACUAAAGUGGGAUAAGUUGGCUUGCUCUUUACCACUCAUCCAUUGGAAGGUUUCCUAAUGCAAAUGGUGCCGUAAUAUACCCUAUUUAUGGCCAAGGGGAACUUUCUCAAGCUUUUUGUCGUCGUGCUGCUGUCAAGGGGUGCAUUUAUGU